AUGAUACCUCAUAUUUUAUGGCUAAUUUUUUUUGAAUGUUUGUUAGCUGAAAUUUAAGGGAUAGAAUUAAUUUACAGUAGAAUCUUAAUAAUGUUUGGAAUUAUGGUCUGUUAGAUAUUGAUUAUUUUUUGUGGAUUCUAAUUCUUAUGA
Molecule: messenger RNA, 150 nt
Organism: Paramecium sonneborni
Lineage: Eukaryota; Ciliophora; Oligohymenophorea; Peniculida; Parameciidae
Source: the annotation of a GenBank genome assembly